AUGUCAUAUACUGUCAUGAUUAACUUUCACGAGCACGCAACGUCUCCACCAAAGGAGCAGCCUCAAAAGCUGAGCUAUGCGACUCUCUUUACAGCCAUGGCUUCUAUAAGCGACACUCUUACAUUGAUCAGCUCGCUAGCACUUCGCCUAAGUGUAUGGGUCUUUUUGCGAUGGAUUCCUACCACUAUUGUACCGGCGCUCGCGACAGCUCUCACGCUCGUUUACAUUCCUUCCUUCUUCACGAGCUUUCAAGACACGGCGCAAUACAAGGUCAUAUCCGAUGAGCUCGAUAUCAUUGUCAAAGAGACUGUUGAUCGUAGCGAUGACUCAAGUGAAGAGGAGCCAUUGAUUGAUAGCGCCGGGGACCCUUCACUCGAGGAGGUAGACGUACAGGAAACCAUCCAGUUGGAGGAGAGGGACCCUAAACGACUGCGCACGCUACUCACAGGUCUUCCAAGUCCCUCGUCGGCGCUAUGGAGUUGGAUCACGUUUGCCAUCAACAUGGCGCUUAUUGCCAUGGUUCUGGACGUUGUGUACCGCGCGCCCAUGUUCCAUCAGUGUCAUGACGCGUCAUUUGGACGCGUCGGUUACGUGUCGGAGAACAGCGCGAAGAUUCUAGUGCGAGAACCGUACGCCUUUGACGUCCGAGUCCUCUACCGCUCCACCGACGAGCCCAAUCGUUCCUGGAUGCACAAGACGCAUUUCGCCAGCCAGCCCAGCGGAUGGCUGACCAAUGAGACCGACUUCACAACUGUCAUGAACAUCGAGCACCUGCGACCGGAUACGCAGUAUGAGUACGUGGUGGAAACAUCGAAUGGGAACAAGACGGGUACUUUUACAACGGCUCCACGGCCUGGGCACAUCUCCCAACUGAAAGACAACAAAUACACAUUUGUACACUCAAGCUGCAUUAAGCCCCGUGUACCGUACACACCCCUCCAACACCCACUCGAGUUCCCCGGAAUGAAGCACCUAGCGCGCUGGAUCCCCAACCUUCAGCCGUACUUUAUGCUCUUUCUCGGCGACUUCAUUUAUGUCGAUGUCCCGCACCGUCAAGGCAAAGACCACGAAACCUAUCGCCGCGAAUAUCGACAGGUCUACUCUUCCCCAUCCUGGCCCGCUGUCAGUGACAAUCUCCCCUGGAUACACGUCAUCGACGACCAUGAGAUCGAAAAUGACUGGAGCGGCAACAUGUCUAGCGUCGCUGUACCGGCUUACGACGCUUUUACACACUACAAUGCCGCCCCUAAUCCACCUCCCCACCGCAAAGGCCAAACUUAUUUCUCAUUCACCCAAGGCCCUGCGGAUUUCUUCCUCCUCGAUACGCGACGAUAUCGCAGUCGCGCCAGCAAAGAUGCCAAUGACCCAAACAAGACCAUGCUUGGCGCACAGCAACUGGCUGAUCUACUCGCAUGGAUCCAAAACCCUCCACCACCUGGCGUUCAUUGGAAAUUCAUUGUCACGGGUACGCCCUUCACCAAGAACUGGCACUUUGGAUCUGAAGAUACAUGGGGCGGACACCUCCAUGAACGUCGCCUCAUCCUCGAAGCGGCAUGGGAGCUGUCCAGCCAUUCACCCAUUGGUGUCGUUGUCCUCAGCGGCGACCGCCAUGAAUUUGCCGCCACCGCCUUUCCUCCUCCUGUAGGCGGCAAGUGGCCACUCAGCGCGACGGUACAUGAGUUUAGCACAAGCCCGUUGAGUAUGUUCUACCUGCCGCUGAGAACUUAUAAAGAGCAGGAUGGCGAUGAUGUAUGUGUCAAGUAUCUACCCGACGGGAACAGCAAGUUUGGCGCUGUGGAGAUUACGAAUCCACCGCAUGGGGAGCAGAGUUUGUUGAAUUACAGGUUGUUUGUCGAUGGGGAGGAAGUGUGGACGGCACGGGAUGCUGUGUGGGGCUGA
Messenger RNA from Plenodomus lingam JN3, 1899 nucleotides. NCBI's taxonomy places the organism in Eukaryota, Fungi, Ascomycota, Dothideomycetes, Pleosporales, Leptosphaeriaceae. The record is from RefSeq and is a predicted model, not a curated record.